Molecule: messenger RNA, 453 nt
Organism: Kwoniella botswanensis
Lineage: Eukaryota; Fungi; Basidiomycota; Tremellomycetes; Tremellales; Cryptococcaceae
Exons: 4
Coding region: 1-453 (150 amino acids)
Source: RefSeq, a predicted model, not a curated record
AUGGUCGCCUCAGCUCUUCUCAUCACUUUCGUCUCCCUUCUUUCAAUCAUCAGCGCCUCCCCCGUCGAGAAGCGAUACUCAACCGUCAAAAUCCGAUCAGCAAGAGAUAACAAGUGUCUCUCUCCCCAAGGAGCAAGAUGGACCGAUGGUACUCAAGUGGUCACUGUUGAUUGCGCAUCAGCCGCCAGAUGGGAUAUCAACCCUGGAAGUGGAAGUGUUAUUCUUCAUGGAUCUACCUAUGCUUUGGAUGCUGGAACUGGUUCUACCAAUAACGCUAUUGUCAAGCUCGCUACUUCCACUCCUGGUGCAUUCCAACAAACUUGGUACCUCACUACUGACAACAGAAUCGCAAUCACCGGUGGAAAUCAAUGUCUCGACGAGGGCGAUAACGGACCACAAACCUACCAAUGUACCUCCGGCAAUACCAACCAAGUCUGGCUCAUCGAUCAAUAG